Messenger RNA from Linum tenue, 786 nucleotides. Lineage: Eukaryota; Viridiplantae; Streptophyta; Magnoliopsida; Malpighiales; Linaceae. The record is from the annotation of a GenBank genome assembly.
AUGGCGUUUCCAAACCAAGAAGCUUCGACUCUCGAUUUCAUCAGGCAACACCUCCUCACCGACUUCCCCUCCAUGGAUUCCUUCAUCUCCAACCUCCAACAAACCCCCUUCAACACCACUGUCAAAACAGAGACGCUUUCUCAUUCUCCGUCUUCCAGCGGCGGCGGCAGCGGGAGUAGUUUGAGCAAGAGGAAGCCACCCAUGUCCAAAAUCACCAUCCCAACCACCACCAUCUCCAAACCACCAUCUCAGCUUGAAUUGGGUGUCGCCAAUUCUUCUUCCUCUGUCGUCGACGGCGACGAGAAGCACUACAGAGGGGUUCGCCGGAGGCCAUGGGGGAAGUACGCGGCGGAGAUUCGAGAUCCCACCAAAAAGGGCGUCAGGGUCUGGCUGGGGACGUUCGAUUCCGCCGUCGAGGCCGCCAAGGCGUACGACAGCGCCGCCUUCCGCCUCCGCGGCAGCAGGGCGAUCCUCAAUUUCCCGCUCGACGCCGGCAGGAAUUCGGACUCUCCGGCCGGUCCGAUUCCCCCCGAUUCGGGGGAAUUGAGCGGGAUUAGGAAGAGGAAGAUUGGGGAAAUCGAGGGUGGUGGUGGUGAGGGCAGUUUGAAGGCGGUGAAGGCGGAGAACCAGUCGUCGCCGGCGGCGGCGCAGGGUUUGGGGGAACCGGUGCCGUUGACGCCGUCGAGCUGGAAGGAGAUCUGGGACGGGGAAGUCAAGGGGAUAUUCAGCGUCCCGCCGUUAUCGCCGUUAUCUCCCUAUACGUUUUCACGGCUGAUGGCGGUGUGA